Molecule: messenger RNA, 1495 nt
Organism: Arachis stenosperma
Lineage: Eukaryota; Viridiplantae; Streptophyta; Magnoliopsida; Fabales; Fabaceae
Product: ribosome biogenesis protein NOP53
Exons: 12
Coding region: 140-1234 (364 amino acids)
Biological process (GO): rRNA processing; ribosomal large subunit assembly
Cellular component (GO): nucleolus
Molecular function (GO): 5S rRNA binding
Source: RefSeq, a predicted model, not a curated record
CACUGGUAGUCGUAUGACGCAGUUGCAGCUGAAAAAAAGUAGAAACCCUUCGGUCUGCGAAAUUUAGAGCAGAAAACAGAAGACGAGAGCGUAGUCACUAGUUGCAGCUGAAGAAGAAGAAGAAGAAGAAGAAAGAAGAAUGGGGAAGAAAGCUAAAGGUUCAAGGAAGGGUAAGAAGGCGUGGAGAGCUAACAUCAGCACCGAAGACAUCGAAGAUUUCUUCGAGAAAACCACCAAGGACGCUCUCUCCGGCGGCACCCUUGACGCCCUUCCCAGCGAUGCACUUUUCUUCGAAGACAAGUCCAAAGAUCUUGCGGUGAAGAGGAAGAUUGAAAAGCACAGGGAAAAAGUGCUCCAUGUUGAUAGUGUGCUACAGGGGAACCAGUUUGUUAAGCCGGUGCCAUCUUCUACACGAAAGAAGGGCAGUAAAAACCAUAAAGCGGUCUCUGUGACGAAAGAGGCUAAUAAGGAUGAUUCCGACUUACCUUCUGAUGUAUUUGAUAUGUGGGGUGAUAAAGAUGAGGACAUUAGAAAGGGAAAGAAGGUCACAAAGACUUCUCUUAUUCCAGCAGUAGAGGUUGAUCCUCCUGGAUGCUCGUUCAAUCCCUCAUACGAAAGUCAUCGGGAUGUAUUAGCUUGUGCUGUUGCACAAGAAAUGCAAAAGAUCUACAAAGAUGAAUUGGGCCCUACACCAGUUCCGUUGACUGUUUCGGGAGAAGCUAUUGCUGAAGAAGAUAGGUAUUUUCUUGAUGUUGAUGAUGGGAGUGAAGAUGAUGAAGGUAAUUUGGAAAGUGAGGGUGAUAAUGAGGAUGGUGCAUCAGAGAAAAGGCCUAUCAAAACAAAGAGGGUCACUAGAGUUGAGUUGAACAAGAGACUUAGGCGCAAAGAACAACAGAAAAAAGAAGCAGAAGCUAAGAAGUUGGUGGAAUUGUCAAAAGAAAUUGACAGCAUACCUGAAAUUAUGGAGGAAAUCAAGCAAGACGACGAGGAAAAGCAGAAGAAACGGCUCAGGCGUGAAGUUGCUAAACAAGAGAGGUUAAAGGCACGGCCACCACGCUUAGGAAAGCACAAGUUUGAGCCUGCUCCUGUUCAAGUUCUCCUAAGCGACGAAAUAAAUGGAUCCAUCCGGAAGCUUAAGGGUUGUUGUACCCUUAUAAACGAUCGAUAUAAAAGCUUAGAGAAGAGAGGAUUGAUUGUUCCAACAUCCAAAACAUCAAAGAGGAAGAGGAAGUAGAGUCCUCUUGAUUGUUGGUUCCAUAACCAAGCAUUGAAGCCAUGGAUGAAAGACCAAAACAAUUUUAUCUAAAUCAAGAUUUUGUUUCUUGUGUUCGUUUUAUUUAUAUGCUCCUAGUCACAGUUAAUGUGUCUACAGUCUACAUAUCAAUAUGUAAUCCGAUAUUUCUACAUAUAUUUGUAACCAUAUUUAUUAUUUGUUGAGCAAGACUUGUGAUCAAAAUCCCAAAACUAAUAGCAUAGAAUUUUAAUUUUUCCUGUA